Messenger RNA from Panicum hallii, 1386 nucleotides. Its product is annotated as protein PTST, chloroplastic-like. The transcript has 9 exons. The record is from RefSeq and is a predicted model, not a curated record. Lineage: Eukaryota; Viridiplantae; Streptophyta; Magnoliopsida; Poales; Poaceae. The coding region runs from base 268 to 1173 and encodes 301 amino acids.
AGGCGGUGAACCCAACCCACUGGCCGCUGCUGCCCCCUCGUCCAGAGUCGGAAGGCGAAAGCAGCAGCGGAAAAUUGUGGCCGCGAACGAAGACGACCGCGCCGACGGCCACGAGCUCCUCGCCUACCCCCCGCCGCGUCCUCUCCCGCCGCCCCAGCUAGGCCCUCCCCGCCCCUCACUCCGCGUCCGGUAUCCAGGGCUCCAGGUUCCAGCUUCAGGCAGCCCCCUUGCAUCUCGCAUUCGCCGCGGUGGUUUCAGGGCAACGUUAUGGAAUGCUUAACAACAAGUUUUGCAAGAAAUGUGGGGAAAGAGCACAACUUCGUAUGUUCAAGUAAGUUGGUGUCUGAAAACCAAUGGGUUCCCAGAAGGAUUUGCUGCUAUGCCCCCAGUUUGACAAACUUCAGUCAACGGCACAAGUCCACUGCUAUGGUAUAUCCCAUGAGACCAAUUAUUGGAAGACAUUCACGCUGGAGAUUCUUUGCAGCAAGUUUGAACUUAGAAGAUGGCCCUGCACCCUCCGACUCAACAUCAUCUUCAUCGGAGCAGACUACCGAUGGUGAUGCAUCUGAAAAUCUGCUUUCUGAAAAGCUGAGCUCUGAUGAGUUGAAGUCUCUUCUGGCUGACUCAGAACGAAGUAAGCUUUUGAGAAGGCUCAGCGAAGCAAAUCAAUAUAACCGGUUCCUCAAGAGACAGUUGCAACUAAAGGAUGAUGCAGUCAUAAAGUUCAAGAGUGAACUUGCUGCUUUGGAACUAGAACUGCAGGCUCUGGUUGGCCUAGCCGAAGAGAUUGCUAAUUUUGAUGUUCCAUUAGGGUCUAGGAAGAUAAACGGAAAAUAUAUUCAAUCUCUUCUUCUCUCCAGAUUAGAAGCUGUUCAUGGUAAGGUUAUGGAACAGAUAAAGGAUGUUGACUCUUUAAAGCCCCAAGAAGUUUCUGUAUACUGGGUUGGCAUGGCUGAGAAUGUGCAAAUUAUGGGCUCAUUCGACGGGUGGUCCCAAGGUGAGACAAUGUCCAUGGAGUAUUCAGGUGACUAUGGAAGAUUCUCUGCAACUCUGAAGCUAAGACCUGGAAGGUAUGAGAUCAAGUUCUUGGUUGAUGGGGAGUGGAGAUUGUCACCUGAAUACCCCAUGGCUGGCGAGGGAAUGACACAGAACAAUAUUCUCGUCGUGGAGUAGCAGAAUUUUCUCUUCUAGCAUCUUAGUAAUUCGGUAGAUCUGAAACAAUGCCGAAGUGUAUCCCCAUCCCUUCUUUCCCCUGUAAUAUGUUGCUACCGUGCGGUUGCCUCACAGAACUCAAAUGUUUUGUGAAAUGCAAGCCUCCAGAGUCCAGAUGUAUGUUGAAUAUUUGGCAUUCAAGAUUUCCUUUUCAUAUCUAGUGGUUAUAUUCAA